CAGGAACAAGGGCACACACUCUGUGUCUCAGACUCCAACAAAGAGGAGCAGUACCUUGCUCUGUCUUGCUGAUGGACUGACAAGGAGACACCAUCCUGAGAGCAGAGGCUGCUGAAAGGGAUAUCAGAGAGGAAAAGGUUCACUAAGGGCAGCACAAAAAGCUUUUCCCUUGUCUUGCACUUUUUUUUAGGAUUUCCACCCUUUUUGCUUGCCAGUUUGGGUGAGCACAGUGUUAAUACAUAAAUAUGAUGACCCAGCCACUGCUGAAGCCAUUGCAUGGCCAGAGAUGUCAUUUUGGACAGCUCCAGUCUGGCCCCUGCUCCUCUGAAACGCUUGGAUUUAGGAAAAAACUCAAUGUUUCCUGCUGCUCUUGACAUUUUCUUAUUAUCUGUGUGUGCUUAAUCCUUCUCUGUGUCAUGCUGAGCUUAUGAAAAAGCAAUUUAGGGGCUUUAUUCCAAGGAAAAUCGAGAGUUAGCAGCUUUUGCUAGUCCUUAUACCAGGGCAUAUGUUACAUUCAGUGAUUAGAAAAGGCAAAUGGGAAUAACACUGCUGACUUCUUCAGUGCAGGAUUUGAAGUUGGAGCUCCUGCUCACAUCUGAAGUCGUGCCUCUCAUUUUGGGGCUGCAGCUGUUGGAGUCUUUUUACAAAGCAGGGACUCCUGCAGAUGGUCCAAAGCACUUUGGGUUUGGGGUUUUUCCCUGGCUGAUGUGUGUGACCUCAGUGCAAAACACCACCCACCAUCCACUGAGCCCAGCUGGAGCUUUGCCCCAGAAAAGUAAAGGAAAAAUGUACUUUAAAUUGAUAUUUCCAACCUGUUCCUCAGGGGGACUCCAGACCUACUUCCCUGUCCCUGCCUCAGGCCAGGCUGCUUUCCCUGCACUGUGUGGCACAUAGCCCUGAUCUCUUGGUGCUCUUCAGAUAAUUACACUCAUUAACAGACCUAAAGGAGACGUCAGGUUAAUUUGGAUACAGUAAUUAGGCUUUGGCACAGGAGCUGCCGUGGGAAACACAAAGGAGUUCCACCAGGGUCAGUGGUGUGAACAGAAACCCUAAAAACAACCUGCUGCCCUUGGCAGGGUGUGGGAGGGGGUUUGUGCCCUGCUGGAAAUAGGGAUUUGCAAAAUACAGAGUGCUGCAGUUUGGGAUUGGGAUCCCAGACCUUGGCCACCUUCUUCAUAGGGUCCCAAUGAUAAAUAACACAGAGAAGAAACGUUUUCAGCUCCCCUGAAGCUGCUGAAUAGAGUUUAAAGACUAACUGUCAAAAAAGAAAAAAAAAAAAAAGAUAAAAUGAUGCCAAGGCAUGGCCAGAGGAUGAUAAACACGUCUGGGACCAGUGCAGAAACAGAUAAAGAGGUUUUUGGCAGAUUAUGUAUAAAAGAAGCAACAGAGAUAAAAUUAGAAAAGUUAACUCCCACCAAUUUUGGUGUCAUUUCUGGUGAACCUACACUGGAAAAUGUCUGGUCUCCCCUGAGGCUCCAUUAUUUUUCCUGAAGGCAGCAGGACUUUGCUGGAUAAAAUCACAGAUUCCCCCAGAGAUCCAUCUGGGACACAGGUGAGUGUGAGAAGAGGCUGCAACUCCCACAUGGUUUGGUGCCAGGAUUCCAUGCAAGCCACAGCUGCAGAGACCCAUGAAGUGCCAGACAGUUUAAGAAAAGUCUCUAGGAUAUGAAAAAGGCAAUUUUUUUUUUUUUUGGGCAAUGCCCCUCAUAGAAUAUUUUGCAGUUGGAACAACAAGAGAUGGAAAAAGCUUUGAGAUAAUUAAAAAUUAUGAUUUCUGACUGACAUCACAGAGAAAAAUCAAGUAUAACGUCAUGCAAGAAGACUUUAUAUAAAACCAGAAAGAUUUGUUUUGAAGCAAAAUGGGGAUGGGAGGGGGGCUCAGUCCCUGAUACAGAAACUUCAGUGCUCCAAGGAACUGCCCUGCCCGUGCUAAUAGAAAAUGGUUUUAGUGUUCAGAAUUCCCCGUGUUCAUCUGAAAACAAGGAUUGAAUGGAUGGUUUAUGAAGAAAAAUGGCCUUGGCAAGAGGAAGCAGCUUGUGUCUCUGUCAUCCCUUUCCCUUGGAGCUCUCUCAGUGAAUCCCAGGCUGGAUGGGGCUUGGAGCACCCUGGGACAGCGGGAGAUGUCCCUGCCCUUGCAGAGGUGGAACUGGAUCACCUUUAAAUUCCUUUCCAACCCAAACCAUUCCACGGUUCCAUGGUUCCUCUUAUCCAGGCCCACCCCUUUUUCCCGGCCCAGGGACCUGCUGGGAGAGGACACAUGGACAUGUGUGCCACUUGCAAGCUUCUAAAACUCUGAUUGCAAUUUGCGAUUUGCAAAGUUCGCGCCGCCCGGCCGCGAGCGUUUGUUGUUUUUGUGCGGGCACAAGUCGUGCUCCGCCACACACGGCCUGGAAGGGGAAGGCAAUCUGCUUCUGGCAAGGCAGAAUGGCAAAGGUGGGAGGCUGCUCAGCCAGCUCUCCAAAACAAAGAUUUUUAAAGCUUUUUUAGGUCUGUUACCAAUGCUGGAGACAAAGAGUAAACAAUGGUCGUGUUACGUUAGUCUGAUUCUGCCGAAAUCUUGUAAAAUGAUUGUUGUGUGUUAUGGCACCUUGCACUUGGGUAUUUGUGGAACAGAUUUUAAUGGGUUUUAAUAGAAUGUUGCUCUCCAUUGUUUUCUUAGUUCAGGGUUUGGUUUGAACAUGUUCUGGAGUUUCUGUAACAGAGAAAUAUCAGACUUUCAGUCUCCUGUGGGCUGGUGACAGGAACAAACCUCUUGUACAUCUCCACUGUCAACCUCAAAACAUCAUCCUGUCCUGAAAACACAAUUCAGGACAUUCAUGAGCCUCCUCCCAGGCCACUGAAGAACGUGAGAGCAGAUGCAGAGCAGAUUUUUGUACAAUUAUAUACAUAUAAUAUAACUGCAUAUGUAUAAUCUCAAUUUUACAUAUGUAUUUAACUGAAGCAGUUGUAAAGUUAAUUACAAGAUUAUUGUGAGCUCUAAAUACAAGAAAAAAAAUUCAGAUCUGUGGAAUACCCUAUUUAAGGACAAAGUGAAUUUUAAUAUAAAUGCCAGAAGAAAUGUGAACUUUUGAAAUAUUUUCAAAAUUCAUUAGUGAAUCAUUGCAAAAAUGUACUUCAGUGUGGGAGCAAUUCCAGUAAACCAAGACUCCAGUUCUACUUGUUUCAUUCUUCUGAGAAUUCCCACUGAAGUCAAUGGGACUAUUCUUGGGGGUAAAAUGAGCUGGAUUUGGUUCCAGGGACACCUGGCUGGACUUUCAAAUGAAUUUAAAUCCUGCAUUGCAAAACCUUAGAUUGCCUGGAAAGGGGAAUUUGAGCAAAAGGAAGGCACUAACGUGAUUUAGGGGAGUCUGCACAGAACAUUCCUGGUCAGAAGGCAGAGAUCAAAUUUCCAUGAAAUCUGCAGCUCUGGGCAUGGUUAAUUUGGUUUGCUGUGUUUUUAUUUGGGGAGCCAGAUACAAUCCUUUGUUAAGAAGGGGAGAAGUGGAAGGGGUGCCCUUUCCCCUGGUAAAAAUUGCCCCAUCCUAGUGCUCUAAAAUAGAAAUAGGAGAGCCUGUGGCUUACUGGAAUGAGCAACUCAAGCCUUAAAUUCCUCUCACUAGGUUAAUUUGUGGAGAUGUGUAGUAUUUUUAGCACUGCAAGGAUUUAGGCUUUGCUUUGAUAAUUUUUCUCUCACUUAAAAUUUCUAUUAGAUUUAUAACCAGAUACCCAGCUCAUUAAUCUCUUACAGGGUUAAAUGAGUGAACAUUUUUGAUAUUGUUUGGAUCUUUCUCACUUAAAAAGGGGAGGGGAAUAGGACAAGCCACAAAGCCCCUUCUCACCUCAGCAUGUCCUAGUGAGCCACUCAAACUCUGCACAAGCUGAAACAUCAAAAAUAGUGUGACCCACUGCUGUUUUGGUUCUUUUUUUUUUUUCAGAGCAGCUGACCCAACUUCAAAAAUGUGACUCAUGGCCCCUCCAGCAAAAGGAUCAGGAGCAGUUUCUGGGUUGGUACAAGAGCCCCACGGGACACAGAGGUGAUGAAGAUGAGAGGAACCUGGCUGGGUGUGCCCAUUGGACACCUGCUGGCUCUGGGACACAGGAACAAAUGGAGAAAUAUGGUGGAUUCCAGAAAGUUCAGGGUGUUUGUCUGCCUGCUGGGGCUCAGCAGUGCCAGCCUCUGGGCUCUCUACAGCUGGAUGGAGCUCUGCGUGCUGUGUGAGAGCAGCCAGGGUUACAUCUUCCCCACGGGGACUUUCAGGAGGGUGGAAGGGAACUUCUCACAGCUCCCAGACAUCGACUGCCACAAGAACCCUCCUUUCCUCGUCCUGCUCGUGGCCUCCUCGUUCCAGCAGGUGGAUGCCAGGAUGGCCAUCCGGCACACCUGGGGCAAGGAGAGGACAGUGGCUGGCAAGCGCCUGGUGACGUUUUUCCUCCUGGGGAGCCCCGUGGAUCCCAGCCAGCAGGCUGACAUCGCUGCUGAGAGCCAGAGGUACAGAGACAUCAUCCAGAAGAACUUUACAGACACCUAUUACAACCUGACCCUGAAGACCAUGAUGGGGAUCGAGUGGAUUCACAGGUUUUGUUCCCAGUCCAGCUUUGCCAUGAAAACUGACACCGACGUGUUUGUCAACGUUUUUUACCUCACUGAGCUGCUCCUGAGGAAAAAGAAGACUGCUGGAUUCUUCACAGGCUUUUUAAAACUGCACGAGUACCCCAUCAGGACAAGAGGGAGUAAAUGGCAUGUGAGUAGGGAAGAGUACCCAGGAACGACCUAUCCACCCUUUUGUUCUGGGACUGGAUAUGUUUUAUCCAGUGAUGUAGCCAGCCAGAUCUACAACAUUUCUGAGAGUGUUCCAUUCAUUAAACUGGAGGAUGUGUUCAUAGGACUGUGCCUUGACAAAUUAAAAAUUGGGCUGGAGGAGCUUCACUCGGAGCAGACGUUUUUCCCAGAAAGGAUCAGGUUCUCUGUUCCUCGCUUUAAGAAAAUCGUGACGUGCCAUGGAAUAAAACCCUCUGAGCAGCUGAGCUACUGGAACCACUUGGUGGCAGGAGCUCCAGGAGGAGUGCUCUAGCACCUACCCUGCUCCACUUAGCAAGAUGAAAUUCUCUGCUUCUACAGGGCUGCUCCCCACUCCGGCAAACUCCCAAUAACUCCAGCUCCACUGCGUUAAAGACUUUGGAAAUGGUUAUUUUAAUCACAGAAUCAGAGAAUUGUUAAGGUUGGAAAAGAACCCCAAGAUCAUUGAGUCAAACCUUUGACUAAACACCACCUUGUCAACUAAACCAGAGCAAUGAGUGCCACUUCCAAUCAUUCCUUGAACCCCUCCCUGGGCCCUUCCAGUGCUUAACCACCCUUCCUGUGAAAAAAUUCCCUAUUUCUGCCCAAGAACAUGCAAGCCUCCUUCUCUCCCAUUCACUCCCACCUUUGUGCAUCCCUUCUCUAGACAAGCUACAAUUAUUAUUGAAUUUUUUUCCCCCCCCCAAACAUUCAGGCCUGCUAACCCACCCCUCAAAUCUUGCUGCCAGAGGCCUGGGAACAUUUCUGCUGUGCCAAACAAAAACUCAAAGUACUUUUGUUCAGAGAAUGAAAUCUGCACCAUCUUCCUGGUCACCCUUGAUAAAUUACUGCACCCAUCUGUGCAGGCAUUUAGGGAAUAAUAUUUGUAGCUGUCAGGAUGGAAGUUGCAGCCCUGCCCUUGCAGCCAGCUCUGUGUGGGCUGAGCUGCAUCCUGGCACAGAUCCCUCCUUCAGUCUACACCAAGUUUUUUUCUGCAGAAUUUGCCCAUGCAACGCUCUGGGGACAACCUUGGGCACUGCAGGUCACCUGGUGGACAGGUAAAAGCUGCUGCAGCUGUUUCUUUGUGUGUGCUUCCUGCUGAAAAUAAUCCGUGGUGGAGCCAGCGGAGGGUGUCCUGCUCUUCCUAUUAAAAUAGACCCUGGAGACAUCUUUUAUAUUUGUCUCACUUUGAUUGCCUGAGAACCACUGUGAAUGGUUUGCCAAGGCUAAACUAGAGUCACUUACAGUGAUUUUGAUUUUUUUUUUUCCAAAAAGAAGCUGGGUGUGUGAGGGAGAAGACAGGAGGAUUUUUCUCUUUUGAACAAGUGGGAAAAUGUGCUCAAGAAAUCAUUCAGACUGGGAGCCCUAUUUCUUAUCUCCCAAGCAGAAAGUCAUGAAAUCUCUGGGAUGAUCAUAAGUUUCAGAGAUAAGGAGUGGGAUCUUUACAGCAGAUGCUGAAAAAUCCUUCAGGGCGCUGAGGAGGGAGAAAGAAGUUCAGAAAUGCUCCCUUAUGCAAUGCUCCUGAUUUUCCUGCAGGCACAGGCGAGGUCAGUGCUAUCAGCAUGGAAUGCCUGUAAUGUCUGUGUCAAGUGUUUUUUCCAAAAAGCAGUGAAAGUGGAGCUGUUCCCAAGGGGAACUGAGGGGAUCUGACACCCACCAUGGUAAAAGCAUAGAAAAAAGACAGGAAAAUGGAUUUUAUGAUUUUGGUGUUAUUUAUUAUUAUUGUUUCUUUUUAUUGAAAAAAGAAAGAGGAUUCUUCUUUCUUUCCUUCUUUUCAAAUCCUUCUUGGCAAGGAUUUCCCAAGUAUCUUGUUUUACUUGCCUGUGUCUGAAGAGCAGGAUAAAUAUUUUCAGCAGGAAAAUCCUGUGAAUCCUGUUUAAUAAUGGUCAUAAAAUAUUUGUUUUCCUCUGGUGUAGAGUAACCUGAGAUCAUGCACUUACUUUUGAACACUGAUGAUGAAAGAAGCAAUGUUUAUUUGUUUGUCAGAAGAAUAGCCUUCUUCAUUUUAAGAUUUUUAAUAAACUUUUAACAUUUUAUUUAAAGAAUUAAAAUGUUUAAAUAGCUCAAUUUUACUUAAAAUUCAGCUAUUUUCUGGAUACUUUUGCUGCCUUCAGAAGGUGUGAAGGAUCAGACUGAUAAAGCCAAGCCAACAUCUUUUUAAUCACUAUUCUUUCCAUGUAAUACGCAGAAAUAUCUUGUGUCAUGCAUUGCUCUUGUGCCCAAACUGGUUAUUCCUUUAAUUUAUGGAAAAAAGCUGAGCAGAAAGGAAUGUUUCCUGGUCAUUCCUAGCUGCCUGUCUUCAGGGGCAGAGGUCUGUGAGUUGGGACAGCAUCAUCAGCCUGAUGUUCUCUCCUUGUUCUCAGAGAUAAUAAUAUAGUAAUAAAUAAUAGUAAUAAUGAUGAUGAUGAUAAUAAUAAUUUAUUAAUGAAAUAAUCCUGCAGGCAAUUGUAGAUCUCACUUCCACCUCUGUGCCUGGUGCCAGCAGUUUGUGGCUUUGCAUCAGCAUAAAAAAAGUCACCCUUGAGGACCAAGUCCUGCUCAUCCUCUUGGCUGUGGCUUUUAUUUGAGUUCAGGAGUGUUCCCAAGUACUUGAAUCCAGCUGCUAAGAGCUCUGUCAGUCACUCCUGCAGACUCCACCUCUGUAUUUUUGGGGUUACAUUCUAGUGGGAGAUGUCCCUGCCCAUGGCCAGGGGGUGGGAAUGGAUGUUCUUUAAGGCAGCCUCCAACCCAAACCCAGCCAUGCUGUGCUUCUGUCAAAUCCAUCUCUGAUGUGCCUUUGGGAACAAGGUCCUCAGGCAUGAGAAACCAUCCUGACACCGUUUCCAGGGAGAUGUAUUUGUCAUUUCAAGUGACCUGUACAAGCUCUCUCUGUUGCUGCCUUCAGAAUGUUUUGUCCCCACAUCGGUCUCCAGUGGCCCGACUGCCCACAGGCAUUUAAUUUGUCACUGCUGAGGAGCAGAUGAGUUCAGGUUGAAAUGUCAGGGAUUGAGGGAGCCUGCUCCUCUCCUCUUUGCAAAGUGGCUUCCCAAGUGAUUGCUUUUGGUUGCUGGACAGAAUUGUCCUCAACAGAAUGAUUUUCUUUUUGUAAAUUAGAAAGUGAUUUCUUUCAUUCACAGAAUCACAGGAUUGUUUGGGUUAGAAAAGAACUGCAAGUUCACUGAGUCCAACCAUUAACCCCAAAAGGUGUCUCUACACCUUUCUCAACACUUCCAAGGACAGUGAUUCCACCACUUCCUUGGGCAGCCUGUUCCCUGUGCUUUACCACCCUUUCUGUGAAGAAAUUUUUCAUAAAUACAAUCUAAACCUCCCCUGGUGCAACUUGGAGCCAUUUCCUCUUGUCCUGUUUUUUUUACUUAGGAGAACAGACCAACCCCACCCUCCUACCAGGGAGUUGUGGAGUGAAAUGAAAUCUCCCCUGAGUCUCCUUUUCUCCAGACUAAAACCCUCCCCUGCUCCCUAGGCUGCUUUGAAUAACAAUAUAUUAACUGAAUAAUUAUUUACUUAAAACAUAAAGUUACCCUGCUGGAAAAUGUGAUUUAAGAAAAAGCAGAUGAUUGCAUGUAAGGCAAAUCCAUUUGUUUAAACAAAACCACUGUGCUAGUGAGUUUAUAUGUAUCAGCUAAAUUAAAUUAGCUUUUGCAGCUGAGGCCUCAGAUCAUGAAUUUUAAAACAAUCAAAACAUUAUUGGUGGCCUUUUGCAAAAUUAGAUGCAUUUUCUUAUGAAAGACAUCACAAAGCAAUCAGAAAUAUAAGUAGAUCUGUAAACACAAUACUGCACUAUACAUAUACUUAUUUUUUGAAUUUUGUAUAGGCUGAUAAAACAAUUCAGGCAACUUGGGGGCAGUUUGUCUGCAGAAGCUGAGCACAACCCCAAUGUUUUUAUGCAUUCUGGGUUAGAAGUUUAUUAAGUCUCUAAGUUUUUUCUAAUAAAUGGCUUUGAAAAGGUCAGCUAAAAGUUACUCCACUACUUCUAAGUAGGGGCAGUCCAGAAAUUAGCAGAGCUGACAGUGACUUAGACUUGCUUGCAUUUCAACACAACUCUAUUUCUUCCAAGAUGAGUUUUUGGAUGCAGAAAAAUUAAUAAAUAUUUUUUUUCAUAAUCCUAAUUCAUCAACUAACACUUCUCAGUUUAAAUUAGGAUUUUCAAACCUGUACACAAAGGAUUUAGUCUCACAGCUCCUCUCAGACUCAUUGAGGGGGUAAAACCUUCCCAGGCGCUUCUGAAACUGCAGGGUGGUUAUUUUGCAAUGGAAGUUUGACCUUAUUUCAAAGUGGAAGAGGACAAAAGGGCUCCUGGUGUGUGCUGGAUGUGACAGGAACGCUGCUCCUCACGGAUCUGUGUGGGUGACAAUGAAUGUUUGUAUUAUUUGCACAGAACAUGAGAGUGUUGAGCCAACAGUUCCAUGUUUGAUAUUUUAUUAGUAAAGAAUUUUGCUACCACA
This is a messenger RNA of Parus major (Great Tit), 9198 nucleotides long. It is a transcript of the gene B3GALT5, whose product is annotated as beta-1,3-galactosyltransferase 5. Gene Ontology annotation, cellular component: membrane. Gene Ontology annotation, molecular function: N-acetyl-beta-D-glucosaminide beta-(1,3)-galactosyltransferase activity. Lineage: Eukaryota; Metazoa; Chordata; Aves; Passeriformes; Paridae. Bases 4017 to 5051 code for a protein of 344 amino acids. The transcript is spliced from 3 exons. The record is from RefSeq and is a predicted model, not a curated record.